AUGAUGUCUGCAUUUUCAAGGGGGUGUAUUAAAUUACAUUCCAUGAGCUUGAACUCAUCCCGAACCUUCCUCUUCAAAACCCAAAAAUCAUGUCCAAACCCUCGAUUCUUUACCUCGACAUCAUUAUGUCGCUCCACAGCGAGGAAGCCAAUGGCAGUUCCAACAUUGAAGACAAAAUCAAAACAAAAACCUCAGCAAAAACCUCAGCUUAAUGUCAAAUCAAAGGUCGCAACACAAAUCCAACCUCCUACAUUGCUUGCCGCAGAACCAACAUUGGGCUCUCCAAAACUCCUCAAUUAUCACAGCUAUGCCGAUAUCUUGGCCGCAAAACCACAUACCACAAUCCUCUACCAAGCACCAUCACAUACCGGAUACAUAGUAACCUCUUACUUAGCUGGAACCUUUCUCCUUGGGUUCGCCGGACUCACUUUCUGGAAUAACUACAUUCAUAUCCCUGCCGACAUAGGCGUAUGGGUCCCCUAUGCUUUCGCUGGCAUAUCUUUUCUCCUAGCUGCUUGUGGAGGCUACGUCAUAUUGUCUCCCGCUGGUCUUAUAAAAUCUAUCACCGCCGUUCCUGCCAAAUUAUGUGCUCAUCCUCCAAAAGUUGAUGCACCGCUCUAUGUAGAAGUUGCUCUCAAAAAGAUCAUUCCUAUUCCAUUUAUGCCUCCGCGCAUCCUAACUCUAUCACCCUCCUCUCUCCAUCUUACAAGUCAUCUCUAUCAAGCUAGAACACGCGCCGAGGAACGAGCAUGGAAUAAGCUAGCCGAAGAAAAGAAAAGAGAGUUAGCGGAAUAUGAUAGAACGCAUAUCAUUGGAAGAGGAACGCGAAAGAUUUCGGUGGGUAUAUUUGAGUUAGUUAGGGCAUUUGGAAGAUGCUGGACUAGGGACGGAUUUAUACCAGUGCGGGUUACCGAGAGAGGAAUGGGGAGAGUGUUGAAGUUAGAUGGAGAGGCAGGGUGGGCACAGGAUGGAGGAAGGGCUCUGGAGAAGAUUAUAAAAGUUCAAAGCUCUAAGAGAGUGGGGUUUUAG
Molecule: messenger RNA, 1029 nt
Organism: Sclerotinia sclerotiorum 1980 UF-70
Lineage: Eukaryota; Fungi; Ascomycota; Leotiomycetes; Helotiales; Sclerotiniaceae
Exons: 3
Coding region: 1-1029 (342 amino acids)
Source: RefSeq, a predicted model, not a curated record